Molecule: messenger RNA, 3130 nt
Organism: Triplophysa rosa
Lineage: Eukaryota; Metazoa; Chordata; Actinopteri; Cypriniformes; Nemacheilidae
Product: UDP-glucuronosyltransferase 2A2-like
Exons: 6
Coding region: 1074-2687 (537 amino acids)
Molecular function (GO): UDP-glycosyltransferase activity
Source: RefSeq, a predicted model, not a curated record
CAAAGGCUAUCAAAUAUAGUUGGAUAUACAGUGAAGGACAAAUCAUGAAAAAUAUGUGUUGCAGAUAAAACUAGUAACACUAGUGUAAAUUGUGAAUUGUAGCGUAUUAAAGGGAUACUCUAAUAAUUCUGUCAUGAAUUAUGUAAAUUAAUAUAUUGAUUAAUAAGUAAAUAAAUAAAAAUGUGUUGUUCUGUUAAACACAAAGAUAUUUGGAAAAAUGUUGGCAAUUUCCAGUUGUGGGACAUUGACUUCCAUAGUAGGGAAAAUGUAAUGGCAGUCAAAGGUGCCCUAGAACUGUUUGCUUUCCUAAAUUCUAAAAAAUAUCUCAUUUUGUGUUCAACAGAGCCAAAACAAACCCUACUCUGGUAGUCAAUGUCGUCUCGGAGAUGUCAGUUGCUAACAUUUUUCCAAAUAUCUUUGUGGUAAGCUGAACAAAGAAAUGUAUACAGGUUUGGAACAACUUGAGGGUGAGUAAAUGAUGACAGCAUUUUCAUUUUGGGGUGGAGUAUCCCUUUAAGUAUCAACACUUACUAGUCCAAUUCAAGAUUGUAACUGUCAUCUGUACUUUAACGAAUUGUUUUAUUUACAAAAGAAGUAGAUGGACAUAAGAAGCAAAAGACAAAGCCAAUAAAAAUACGAAUGCAUACAAAGGGCAAACAAUAGCAGAUAACACACAAUAACAAAACUUCACCAUGCAAUAUAUGAAAGCAAUAGACAACACAAAACAGUAAGAAAAUGUAACUCUUCCACAAAAGUGACAUAGUUAACUAAAGACUAAUAGAAAAACAAGUUUAUAUGAAAGUUGUUGAUGAUGCAUGCGAUGGACUUUUUAAAACGUGAACUGCGUUUCCUAAAAGCAUCAAGGUUUCUGAGGUAAAUAUCAAUCACUGUGAAAAUUGUAUUAUAGUAAAAAUAAGUGUAUUAACCACUUGGCAGAUUCAUUGCCAUUUGAAUUAUCGUAGUUGUAGCACAGAUUUCAUGGUUAAACUGUGGUUACUGUAGUGGUUAAUAAUUGUUAGGGAUUUUUUUUCCGGGUUACGCCUCGAUGUCCUGACCGCGCGCGCGCUUCCAUCAUGCAGCUGUAUUUGGGAAUGUCGCGCACACUUUUUGUCGUCGUCCUCGUCACUGUCUCGAGCGUUGCGCACGGUGGUAACGUGCUCGUGUUACCGGGCGAAUACAGUCACUGGUACAACAUGCGCAACAUCGUGGACGAGCUGCUGAACCGAGACCACAGCGUGACGGUUCUGGUGAGCACGGCUUCAAUCACCGUGAACUUUAGACAGCCGGAGCGCUUCCAGUUUGUGGUCUUCAAUGUGUCUCUACAGGCGCGCGAGCUGCACGGUCUGAGCGAAGAGCUGGUCAACAUCUGGAUGCAGUACCCCAGACCGAACAUGGUCCGGACAGGUCUCGAGAUCAUGAACCUGCUCGGGAAACUGCGCGAGAUGCACCAGACCAUGUGUGACGCUAUGCUGCGUAACGCAGAGCUGAUCGCUCGUCUGAAGGCUUUAAGGUUUGAUGUGCUCUUAUAUGACCCCAUGAUCAUAUGCAGUGACCUGCUGGCUGAAAUUCUGGACCUGCCGGUCGUCAUCUCCCUGAGGUUUUCUCUGGGUUUUUCUAUGGAGAGGAUGUGUGGACAGAUGCCCGCGCCACCCUCUUUUGUCCCGGUUCCUCCGUCGGUGAUGACGGAUCACAUGAGUUUCACUGAAAGACUGAAAAAUGGGAUUGUUUAUGCUGUUUAUUCUGCUGCGUUUCGGGUGGCCUUCAACAGUUUGGAUAACUACUACAGUCAAGUGUUAGGUAAACCCACAACUAUGUGUGAGAUGAUGGGAAAGGCCGACAUCUGGUUGAUCAGAACCUACUGGGAUGUUGAGUUUCCUCGACCAUUGAUGCCUAAUUUUAAAUUUGUUGGAGGAUUACACUGCAAACCUGCCAAACCUCUUCUAAAGGAUCUGGAGGAGUUUGUUCAGAGUUCAGGAGAUCAUGGCAUUGUCGUGUUUUCAUUGGGAACUUUGGUGAAUAAUCUGACAAUGGACAGAGCAAACAUGAUCGCUUCUGCUUUCGCUCAGAUCCCACAAAAGGUUGUGUGGCGUCACAGUGGGAAAACACCAGAAACUCUGUCCCCCAACACAAAACUCUACGACUGGAUCCCACAGAAUGAUUUACUUGGACAUCCCAAAACGAAGGCCUUCUUUUCUCACGGUGGGACGAACGGACUGUAUGAAGCUGUUUAUCAUGGUGUUCCUAUGGUGGGUUUACCACUGUUUGCUGAUCAGCCGGAUAAUCUCAACCAUAUGAAAAGCAAAGGAGCUGCUGUCGUCCUCGACGUCAACACCAUGACGUCCAAAGACCUGGUGGACGCUCUCAACACUGUCAUUUAUAAUACAACGUACAAGGAGAGCAUGAUGAAGCUGUCCAGAAUUCAUCACGACCAGCCCAUGAAGCCUCUGGAUCAGGCCGUGUUCUGGAUCGAGUUUGUGAUGAGGAAUAAAGGAGCGAAACACUUGAGAGUUCAGGCACACGAACUGACCUGGUAUCAGUAUCAUCUACUGGAUGUCAUGGCCUUCUUACUCACUAUUUUUACUCUCAGUGUGUUCAUUUUCAUCAAAACCUGCUGUUUUCUUUACCGCAAGUGUUUCAGGAGGACUGUUCCUGAUCACAGAGCAAAAAAUAAGAAUAAAAAAGAGUGAAUGUACAAUAUCGUGAUAAUGUGUGUUAUGCUGUGCAGUGUGUUCUCAAGAGCAAAAAGGAAUACAUGAAUAUAUAUGUGAAAUGAAUUUAUUCUCAAGUUUGUAUUUCAUUUUAGAAACCAUGUUGUGGUUUGUUGGUGAAAUUGGAACCAAGGUUUUAUAACAGCUGAUGGGUCAUAAUAGUAUUUGAAACGGAAAACAUUGUAGUGUUUUUUGGAAGGACAUGGUUUUCAUACAAAUGUAAAAGUUAAAGCACUACAGUAAAUGUUAUGAUUUCUUUAUUUUCAGAUUACGAAAAUGUUAUUUGUGGCGAGCUUUAUGUGUAUUUAGCAGCCAUUUUAUUCAUGGUAUUUAUUUUAGAUUUUCUAACAAUUUUGCACAAGCUAGAUGAUGGCCUGACUAACAGCACCACACCUUCAACAGAAAUAAAAAGAAUAUCUUCA